This is a messenger RNA of Callithrix jacchus (white-tufted-ear marmoset), 13716 nucleotides long. NCBI's taxonomy places the organism in Eukaryota, Metazoa, Chordata, Mammalia, Primates, Cebidae. The record is from RefSeq and is a predicted model, not a curated record.
UGAGCCUGUAUUUGCAAGACUCGCAAAUGUCAAUACAAGUAUUUUGGAUAUUAAUCAACAAAACCAAUCAGGUCCCAGAAAUUUAGAAGAUGUGGAGAAGCAUGAGGAAGAAAAUGAAAAUCACCCUUGUUCACAUUUGUUUAGGUGUGGCUAUGUGGCACAGUCAUAACCAAUGGAAUCUGAGUAGAAGUAACGGAUGCCAUUUCCAAGGUUCCAAAUUGGUCCACCUCUAAGGCUCUACAGGAGUGGUUCUCAAGCUUCAGCUUAUUGGCCCCACUCCCAGGGUUUCUGAUUCAGUAGAUCUCAGUGGAGUCCAUUGUUUCCUCAGGCUUCUGUGAAUUCACGUUCACAGGGUUGUUGGCUGCAGAUUGCUAUUACCAUGUCUGAGUCAGUAAUUCUUCAAAGUGUAAAGAAAUUUGGAGAGGAGAAUUAUGGUUUUGAGUCAGACAAAUCAUAUAAUAAUGAUAAGAAAUCAAGGUUACAAGAUGAGAAGAAAGGUGAUGGCAUUCAAGUUGGUUUCUUUCAAUUGUUUCGGUUUUCUUCAUCAACUGACAUUUGGCUGAUGUUUGUGGGAAGUUUAUGUGCAUUUCUCCAUGGAAUAGCCCAGCCAGGCACGCUACUCAUUUUUGGCACAAUGACAGAUGUUUUUAUUGACUACGAUACUGAGUUACAAGAACUCCAGAUUCCAGGAAAAGCAUGUGUAAAUAACACCAUAGUAUGGACUAACAGCUCUCUCAACCAGAACGUCACAAAUGGAACCCGUUGUGGGUUGCUGAACAUUGAAAGUGAAAUGAUCAAAUUUGCCAGUUACUAUGCUGGAAUUGCUGUCGCAGUAUUUAUCACAGGAUAUAUUCAAAUAUGCUUUUGGGUUAUUGCUGCAGCUCAUCAGACACAGAAAAUGAGAAAAUUUUACUUUAGGAGAAUAAUGAGAAUGGAAAUAGGAUGGUUUGACUGCAAUUCAGUGGGAGAACUGAAUACAAGAUUCUCUGAUGAUAUUAGUAAAAUCAAUGAUGCCAUAGCUGACCAAAUGGCCCUUUUCAUUCAGCGCAUGACCUCAACCAUCUGUGGGUUCCUGUUGGGAUUUUUCAGGGGUUGGAAAUUGACCUUGGUCAUUAUUUCUGUCAGCCCUCUCAUUGGGAUUGGAGCAGCCACCAUUGGUCUGAGUGUGUCCAAGUUUACAGACUACGAGUUGAAGGCCUAUGCCAAAGCAGGGAUGGUGGCUGAUGAAGUCAUUUCAUCAAUGCGAACAGUGGCUGCCUUUGGUGGUGAGAAAAGAGAGGUUGAAAGGUAUGAGAAAAAUCUUGUGUUUGCCCAGCGUUGGGGAAUUAGAAAAGGGAUGGUGAUGGGAUUCUUUACUGGAUUUGUGUGGUGUCUGAUCUUUUUGUGUUAUGCACUGGCCUUCUGGUACGGCUCCACACUUGUCCUGGAUGAAGGAGAAUAUACACCAGGAACCCUUGUUCAGAUUUUCCUCAGUGUCAUAGUAGGCGCUUUAAAUCUUGGCAAUGCCUCUCCUUGUUUGGAAUCCUUUGCAGCUGGACGUGCAGCAGCCAGAAGCAUUUUUGAGACAAUAGACAGGAAACCCAUCAUUGACUGCAUGUCAGAAGAUGGUUACAAGUUGGAUCGAAUCAAGGGUGAAAUUGAAUUCCAUAAUGUGACCUUCCACUAUCCUUCCAGACCAGAGGUGAAGAUUCUAAAUAACCUCAACAUGGUCAUUAAACCAGGGGAAAUGACAGCUCUGGUAGGACCCAGUGGAGCUGGAAAAAGUACAGCACUGCAGCUCAUUCAGCGGUUCUAUGACCCCUGUGAAGGAAUGGUGACUGUGGAUGGCCAUGACAUUCGCUCUCUUAACAUUCAGUGGCUUAGAGAUCAGAUUGGGAUAGUGGAGCAAGAGCCAGUUCUGUUCUCUACCACCAUUGCAGAAAAUAUUCGCUAUGGCAGAGAAGAUGCUACAAUGGAAGACAUAAUCCAAGCUGCCAAGGAGGCCAAUGCCUACAACUUCAUCAUGGACCUGCCACAGCAAUUUGACACCCUUGUUGGAAAAGGAGGAGGCCAGAUGAGUGGCGGCCAGAAACAAAGGGUAGCCAUCGCCAGAGCCCUCAUCCGAAAUCCCAAGAUUCUGCUUUUGGACAUGGCCACCUCAGCUCUGGACAAUGAAAGUGAAGCUAUGGUGCAGGAAGCACUGAGUAAGAUUCAGCAUGGGCACACAAUCAUUUCGGUUGCUCAUCGCUUGUCCACAGUCAGAGUGGCAGAUACUAUUCUUGGUUUUGAACAUGGCACCGCAGUGGAAAGAGGCACCCAUGAAGAACUGUUGGAAAGGAAAGGUGUUUACUUCACUCUAGUGACUUUGCAAAGUCAAGGAAAUCAGCCCCUUAAUGAAGAGGACAUAAAGGGAAAAGACGCAACUGAAGAUGGCAUGCUUGUGAGGAGCUUUAGCAGAGGAAGCUACCAGGAUAGUUUAAGAGCUUCCAUCCGGCAACGCUCCAAGUCUCAGCUUUCUUACCUUGUGCAUGAACCUCCAUUAGCUGUUGUAGACAAUAAGUCGACUUAUGAAGAAGACAGAAAGGACAAGGACAUUCCUGUGCAGGAAGAAGUUGAACCUGCCCCAGUUAGGAGGAUUCUGAAAUUCAAUGCUCCAGAAUGGCCCUACAUGGUGGCAGGGUCUGUGGGUGCAGCUGUGAAUGGGACAGUCACACCCUUCUAUGCCUUUUUAUUCAGCCAGAUUCUUGGGACUUUUGCACUUCCUGAUAAAGAGGAACAAAGGUCACAGAUCAACGGUGUGUGCCUACUUUUUGUAGCAAUGGGCUGUGUAUCUCUUUUCACUCAGUUUCUACAGGGAUAUGCCUUUGCUAAAUCUGGGGAGCUCCUAACAAAAAGGCUACGUAAAUUUGGUUUCAGGGCAAUGUUGGGGCAAGACAUUGGCUGGUUUGAUGACCUGAGAAAUAGCCCUGGAGCACUGACAACAAGACUUGCUACAGAUUCUUCCCAAGUCCAAGGGGCCGCCGGCUCUCAGAUCGGGAUGAUGGUCAAUUCCUUCACUAACGUCACUGUGGCCAUGAUCAUUGCCUUCUCCUUUAGCUGGAAGCUGAGCCUGGUCAUCUUGUGCUUCUUCCCCUUCUUGGCUUUAUCAGGAGCUGCACAGACCAAGAUGUUGACAGGAUUUGCCUCUCGAGAUAAGCAGGCCCUGGAGAUGGUGGGACAGAUUACAAGUGAAGCCCUCAGUAACAUCCGCACUGUUGCUGGAAUUGGAAAGCAGAGGCGGUUCAUUGAAGCACUUGAGAGGGAGCUGGAGAAGCCGCUCAAGACAGCUAUUCAGAAAGCCAAUGUUUAUGGAUUCUGCUUUGCCUUUUCCCAGAGCAUUGUGUUUAUUGCAAAUUCUGCUUCCUACCGCUAUGGGGGUUACUUAAUCCCCAACGAGGGACUCCAUUUCAGCUACGUGUUCAGGGUGAUCUCUGCAGUUGUACUGAGUGCAACAGCUCUUGGGAGAGCCUCCUCUUACACCCCAAGUUAUGCCAAAGCUAAAAUAUCAGCGGCACGCUUUUUUCAACUCCUGGACCGACAACCGCCAAUCAGUGUAUACAAUAGUGCAGGUGAAAAAUGGGACAACUUCCAGGGGAAGAUUGACUUUGUUGACUGUAAAUUUACAUAUCCUUCUCGACCUGACAUGCAAGUUCUGAAUGGUCUCUCAGUGUCGAUUAGUCCAGGGCAGACACUGGCGUUUGUUGGGAGCAGUGGAUGUGGGAAAAGCACCAGCAUUCAGCUGUUGGAACGUUUCUAUGAUCCUGAUCAAGGGAAGGUGAUGAUAGAUGGGCAUGACAGUAAAAAAGUAAAUGUUCAGUUCCUCCGCUCGAACAUUGGAAUUGUUUCCCAGGAACCAGUCUUGUUUGCCUGUAGCAUAAUGGACAAUAUCAAGUAUGGAGACAACACCAAAGAAAUUCCCAUGGAAAGAGUCAUAGCAGCUGCAAAACAGGCUCAGCUGCAUGACUUUGUCAUGUCACUCCCAGAGAAAUAUGAAACUAAUGUUGGGUCCCAGGGGUCUCAACUCUCUAGAGGGGAGAAACAGCGCAUUGCUAUUGCUCGGGCCAUUGUACGAGAUCCUAAAAUCUUGCUACUCGACGAAGCCACUUCUGCCUUAGACACAGAAAGUGAAAAGACGGUGCAGGUUGCUCUAGACAAAGCCAGAGAGGGUCGGACCUGCAUUGUCAUUGCCCAUCGCUUGUCCACCAUCCAGAAUGCGGAUAUCAUUGCUGUCAUGGCACAGGGGGUGGUGAUUGAAAAAGGGACCCAUGAAGACCUGAUGGCCCAAAAAGGAGCCUACUACAAACUAGUCACCACAGGAUCCCCCAUCAGUUGACCCAAUUGAAGAACCUCAGACACACAUGAUGCACCAGUUACAGGGGUUGUUUUUAAAGGAAAAGCAAUCUCAGCAGGAGGGACUGCAGGGAUUGUUUCUUCUUUAAAGAAGAAUGUUAAUAUUUUGCUUUUACAGCCAUUGUCAUAUAUCAGAAUCCAAGCUAAUUUCUAAUGACCUUCAAUAAUAAUUCUGCUUUAGAUGUGUAUAAAGAAAAUGAAAGAAACUAGGGUCCAUGUGAGGGAAAACCCAACAUCAAGUGAUGGCUCAGCCACCACUCAAUGCUUCUCUGUGCAGAAUCCAUUCCUGCACAAAGAAUUAAUGAGACAUCUGGAAGUAAAUGAGACUUUGAACUCCUCAAGAGCAGAGAACUGUCUUGCAUUUUUGAACCCUUGGUGUACACAGAGGCUGAUCUAUAACAGGCACUCAACAAACAUUUCUUGAGCUAAACUAAGGUCAAAUUUGAAAGAACAAAAGGACUGAAGACCAGCUGUGUUUCUUAACUAAAGUUGUCUUGCGCGUGAAAGCAGCUUCCUUCAUCUCUAAGGCUGAGAAUUGGGAAAGGGUGGAUGCUGUCAGGCUGAGGGAGGCAGAAGGGGAAAGUAUUCAUACAGGCUUUCAAGUUAGGGCUGUUGAUUUAUGCUGUAGCUUCAGAGUGUGGGGGUGGCAAAGCUACCAUUACUGUGAGAACCUGCCAGGGUGGCUGGAGCAGGGGACACUCUCUGAGGCCUUGUACUCCUCAGCACCUCCCUCCGUACCGAUUGUUGUUUUCAGCUUCUGCAAAAUUCUAUUCAUGAAAUGAAAAUAGUGCGUUUUCCUUUGCUAUCGUUUCUAAGGUUUUAUACCAAAAAACGCAAGUAAAUAUGGCAGAAAAGCACUUGUUUGCCCCUGCUCCCUCAAAACACCACAGAAUGACCUCGAAAGAACUAAAGACAGCAGGAAUCUACAAGAAUGAAAAAAACACAGUGAUGCCACCUGCAAAAUCUCGGGAGCCAGAAAGCAAAUGGAUAAUAGAGUUACAAGAUGAGAGAAAGCAAAAAUGUAACCAGUUAGUGAGGGGAAGCCUAGGAACAUCCUGUUUUGUACCACAAACCCCUAUAAAGGCUCAAGAUGUAAAAACACUGGGUCCUUCUGGAAGGAGGAGGCAAGGGGACAAGAGGGACUGAAGACAGAAGAAUGGGCCGAGAGCCUGUAUGGAAACAGAAUUGCAGAGCCCCGCCUGCAGCAGGAUGGCUGCCCUCCCCAGGUCCAGCGGGAGACUGGUUACUCCCUCUCUGGGGAGACUCACAGGGAGGUUUGCACUUAGAGACACAAGGUGCAGUUGAAGGGACAGCUAACACACAAGAGACGGGGAAUUGAGUGUAAAGCUGUGUACGAACAGAAGAACUCCCAGCCCCUCUCCUCUGGCAGGAGAUCAAAGAAUUAUUUUCUGGGGAAACUGGCCAAUCUAAGAAAAGAGGUCAAAGACCCCAUCCUUGGAAUCCUAAGAAAAUUUUCCAGCCAUAUUACCCUCCUGUGAAGCCCACCUGCCAGUCAACAAACACCCACUUGAUCAGAGCUUCCCUAGGCUUUUCAGUGUCUCCCCAUUGCAUGGGAAUUGACUUCCCAGGGUAACCAGACACUGAGGAAGUAUUUUAGCACUUAAAGCAAAAGCAACAAUAGGACAGCUGGAGAAGGGAAAUUAGAACUAACAGAGCCAAGGCAGUGAUUAGAAAAGCACUCAAAAGGUGGUAAUAAAUAUAUUCAAUGAGUCAAGAGAAAAUAUUUCCUUCUAUUGAAAUAAAGACAGCAAUCAAUAAAAUGAAAUAAAUAUAAAAAAGAGCUCUUGCCACAGACAUGCAAAACUUGGUAGCAGGACUGCACGGUUCCCACCGCCGUAUCCUGCCAUCAUGUUUUCUCCCUAUUCCAGCUUCCUCCCAAGCUCACUCUACAUAGUUGGUUUUUCUUCCCUUAGCCAACAAAUGAAAUUCUGCCUAUAAAUUUGCUGAGACUGUAGGAUAUGGAGGUAUAUUAUUUAUGUUUCUUUUCCAGUGUUUCCUGGUAAAUAAUGGCAAAGAUGGUUUGGCAAGUUAACUGGUCAGGCCAGAAUUCUUGAUGGUUGCCAAGUCAGGAGGCAGACGAGAAGGAAUGCAUUCUGGUUAUGAAAAAUGGCAAUGACAAGUUAGUUGCAGACUAAAGAUGCCUUUUAGAAGAAAUUAGGGUUUGCAGUAAUUACAUGCUAAUCCUGUAAUUUUGAUGCAAGAAGAGUAAAGUCAUUGUUUUGGUUUGUAUUUCAAAGAGCAAGAGCAGGGGCUCUUGUGCUAGGAGGUGGCCAGUGUCCUGGAAAGGAUUUGUGAGGAAUGAAUACAAAUUAUAUUUUCUUUUUCCUUUCCUUUUUCUUUUUUCUUUUGAGACAGAGUCUCACACUGUCACUCAGGCUGGAGUGCAGUGGCUCAAUCUCGGCUCACUGCAAAAUCUGCCUCCCAGGUUCAAGCAAUUCUCCUGCCUCAGCCUCGAGUAGCUGGGAUUAGGUGCACACCACCACGCCCGCCUAAUUUUUUGUAUUUUUAGUAGAGACGGGAUUUCACCGUGUUAGCCAGGAUGGUCUCGAUCCUCUGAUCUCGUGUUCCACCCACCUCAACCUCCCAAAGUGUUGGGAUUACAGGCGUGAGCCACCAUGCCCGGCAUACAAAUUACAUUUUCAAAAGAAGAUACUUGAAAGUUAUUGAUGAGAGGGAAAAGAUUGACUAAAGAAGGCUUGAAAUUAGGGAAACAAUUGAGGCUCAGUGACAAGAGAGAAGAAUAUAACUUCAAAAAUGAGUAAAUAACAUUGCAUGUUUAUUUUACAACACCAGGGGGCGAUAAUGUCUAUGUUUUUAUUCUGCAUCCUUUAUCACUGACAAAGAUUUGGUCUCUGCAAUUUUACAUUAUUGUUUCUCAGAUGACCAAAGGUUUGACUUAAUUUGUUCUGCUUGAAGUUAUUGCAAGUCUUUCUGUAAUUUCCUAAUGUUUUCAUAAUGUGUUUGUGUUGUGAUCAAACUCUCCACAUAAUGCCAGUUAAUAAAAGUUAACAGGAAAAAAUAAAUAGAAGGAUUGGAAGAUACAGUUGGGGAAAUUUCUCUGAAAGCAAAACAAAAAGAUAGAAAUGAAAAGUAGGGAAAAAAGGGAAAGAAAAAAUUGAGGGUAACAAUUCAGGUGGUGCAAUAAUUAGUCAAUAGUCUAGUUCCAGAGGGUUCAGAGAAAACUCAGGGGCAGAAAUUAUGUUUAAAAAUAGUCUAAGAACAUUUCCUGUAAUUCAAGAAUAUGAAUUUCCAGGCUUAAAGAGUUCACCCAACACUGAAUAUAAUAAAUAAAAAUCCUAUUUGGGCACAUUAUGAAGUUUUAGAAAACUAGAGAAAAGGAGAAUAUUUUCCAGGAGAGAAGGGGGAAUGUGUUACAUAUAAUCAAUGAAGAAUCCUAAUGAUGUGACCAGGCAUGGUGGCUCAUGCCUGUAAUUCCAGCACUUUAGGGGGCUGAGGUGAGAGGAUUGCUUGUGCCCAGGAGUUUCAGAUCAGCCUGGGCAACCUGGCAAAGCCCCAUUUCUAACGAAAGAAAAGAAAAACAAAUAUUAGCCAGGCAUUGUGGCAUGCCCCUGUUGUCCCAACUUGGGAGGCUGAAGUGGGGUGAUUGCUUGAGUCCAGGUGGUUGAGGUUGCAGUGACCCAACAUUGCGCCACUGCCCUCCAGCCUGGGCAACAGAGCAAGACCUUAUCUCCAAAAAACAAAAUAUAAUGACGUAUGACCUUUUUGACAGUAAAACUAAAAUUCAUAGAUGUCUGCCUUCAAAAUUCUAAAGAGAAAUUAUUCGAUAUGCAGCAAAGCUAUUCUCAAGAAUGAGAGAAGUCUAGAGGCAUUCUCAGUCAUGCAGGUCUUAACACUUCUACUGCCCAUGUGUCCUUUCUCAGGAAGCCACAAAAGGGGGCUUUUUUUCUAAAAGAAGAGCACAGACAAAGAAAUAAGAAGAUAUGGGAUGUAAGAACAGAUGAUCUAACUCAAGAAUGAGGUGCCGGGAAUCUCCAGGAUGACUGGGAAGGAGAUCCCAGGAUUACAGGUGUGCUGUAGCCAUAGCAAAUAGCCAGACUGAAGCAGGGAAAUGGGCUCUGAGAGGAAUAUCCCCCAGAAAUGUUCCCCAGAAUGUCCCCUCCUCUGAGAGGAAUGUCCCACCAGUGCUGUUAGACUACCUGAUGGGUUUGAAUGCUGAGAGAAGACAAAACUCCCUGCUAGAGUUUGAGGAUAAAUUAGCAAUAGAAAACAGAGAAAGAGAGUAAGAGUGGGGAUUUUGAGCUAUUAGCUCUGGGGGGAAAGAAAAAUUACACAAAAAGGAAAUAUAUUUAUAUUACACUGUUAUGAUUCAUGUGAGAAUGUUAUUCACAAAGUCACAUCAAUGUAAAAGCUUAAUACUGAUCUAAACCAGAAUUAUAGACAGAUUAUGAAAGGAACAAGAAAAUAUGUGGGGUAGGUUGGGGAUGGAAUAGGACAUGGAUAAAAAAGAACUGGAUCUUCGUGGUCCUCAUAUUUCAUAACGGAAACUAAACAGUUAAACAUUUAAACAAACAGAAAUAAAAACAUCUUAUUGUAAAAGAAGAAGGUUAAAGCUGAAAGAAACUGCUGAAAGAUUUAUGCACAUGUGUAUCUUUCAUGGAAAAAAAUAAAGUUUAAAAUUAGAAAAGGGGGAAGAAAUGCAGUACAGAGUCUCAAAAAUUAAAACAAUAGAUACUGAAACUAUUAUAGAUUUGAAAGCUACAUCACCAGAACAGAAGGGAGUCCAGAAAUAGAUUCACCAGAGAUCCUAUUUCUCAGAAUUUAUUUUAAACUUCUAAUCACAAAAAGUGAACACAGUUUUCUCUUCCUGCAUGGUUCACAAUCAUUUGGAAAAAAUCUCAAAUCUAUAAAUAAGAGAAUGGAGUAAAGGUCAAAUGAGUUUUGGUACAUAUAUAUAAAAUGACAUUUAUCAUGAAGCCAAAAUAAUGAUGCUGACUUAGGUUUGUUGCUUUCUUGUGGAACAAUGCCCAUGAUAUGUUGUGCAGAAAAAGUGAGUUUCUGAUCAUCAAAGAUGGUAUGAUGCUAAUUAUCUAUGCACACACACUCAUCCAUACACAAUCUGUUAUGUGUGUAUCUAUGUUUGGCAUGUGCUUGUACACACUUGUAUGCAUAAAGAGAUAUCUGGAAGAAUUUCCACCAAAAUUUUGGUAGAAAUUUUUUUUUAUUUUAUUUCCAGCCAUUUGUCCUCUGUGUGACCAGAGCUUCCUGCAUAUACUAACACGUCUAUUGAUUGUCUCGGGGGGCAGAGACUGCCUAGUUCAUCUUAAUGUCCCCAGUGCUUUACUCAGUACUUGGCAUAAGUUAAUACCUCAAUAUAUCUUGUUGAAUAGUCUUUUCAAAUUCACACAGGUGGUUCAUAACUUAGCCACCACAUACAUAAGUAAUAGAAGUGGGAAACACCCAUUCUUUUCAUAGGUCACAGCAGUGCCUUUCAACAGAAAUAUAAUAUGGGCCACUAAUAUGAGCCACAUAGGUAAUUUUAAGUUUUCUAGUCACACAAAAAAGGAAAAAAGAAAUUUGUGCUAAUAGUAUAUUUUAUUCAACCCAGCAUAUCCAAAAUAUUGCCAUCACAACAUGUGAUCAAUAAAAAAAUCUGAGAUUUUUACAUUAUCAUACUUAAUAUUCAGAAUCUGAGGUGCCUUUAUAGUUACAGCACAUCUUAGCUCAAAUCAGCCUUAUGUCAAAUUCUGUUCUCAAGAGCUACUAGUGGCUACUAGAUUGGGCCACACAGGAUUAGAACAUCAGGUGCAUGGAUAUUCUAGUGUGAAUCUCAGUUGUCUCUAUAAUUCUAGUCUUAUAAAAACAUGAGUGUAGCCUCUCCCUUGGAAUGUGUCCUUACACUGUACUCAGAAACUCUGCAAAACUUCAGUUUUGCAGGGUGUCAGUUUGGAUGAGAAAAAGACUUGGUGAUCAAACAAGCCAUUUUGAUGUCGGAAGUCAUAGGGCUACACUGGUCUGUACCAGAAGUGGUUAAAAUUCUAUACAUCGUUCAUUUUAUUUGAUUCACCAGUGUGAGUUGACAAAAGUGAAAUAACUAAGAUUGUUUAGUGCAACAAAAUACAUCAUGACAUUAACAACUGUCAUAUUAGCUAAGCUUCCUGAGGAGCUCGUCCCAAAACAAGUUUUCUUCCAACUGAUCUACAAGAACCAUUUAUAAAUUUUUUUUCUGUGAACAAUUCUUAGGAAAAAUUGAAGCAACGCAUUUUCUGACUUUUUGUGAAAAGAGAUCCUCAGUUAAUUUUGGUCCAUUUCAAAAUCACAUGAAAGAGAUGCCCAUAUAUUAGAAAUCCUGCUGUUUGAGAAAGAAAAAAAGUAGAAAACUUGACCUCUAGUUUUUUUGUCCAAAACUUUCUUUUUUUUUUUUGAGAUGGAGUCUCUCUCUGUCCCCUAGGCUGGAGUGCAGUGGCACAAUCUCAGCUCACUGCAACCUCCACCUCCUAGGUUCAAGCAAUUCUCCUGCCUCAGCCUCCUGAGUAGUUGGGAUUACAGGUGUGCACCACCACGCCCAGUUAAUUUUUUGUAUUUUUAGUAGAGAUGGGGUUUCACCAUGUCGACCAGGUUAGUGUCAAACUUCUGACCUCAGACAAUCCACCUGCCUCAACCUCCCAAAGUGCUGGUUUUACAGGUGUGAGCCACCACACCCGGCCCAAAAACUUUUAUUUAGUUACUCUAGAGCUACUCUACAUAUGCUUUUAGGAAAUUAUUUCAAUGAAAAGAUAUUUUGAAUUUAGUGCUGUACUCAUGCCUGUAAUUUUUGGCAAUUAUACACUCAUUUUAAAAUGCACAUCCUGGAAUAUUUUGAUAUUAUGUCCUGAAAGUGAAAAAUACAUAGAAUCAUAAUUAGGUAUAGUUUGCCAUAUAUUUGCUCAAUAAUUAAAUAUAUGUUUCCUAUCCUAAGAAAAUAUCAGAACAUUUUUGUCAAGUUGGUUUAAGAUCCCACCUUAUAUUUCCAACUAAGGGUUUGAUUUAUUAAAUAUUUCUUAUGCAUGCAAAAUCUCUCUGUAAUCAGGGCUCAAAAGGAUGUUAGAGGAAAUACAAAAUUAAGAAUUUAGUUGUUUUCAAACACACUUUGAGAUUAAUUUACAUAUGCAUGUGUACCAUCAUAAAAUGAGCACUAUAUCAGCUUGGAUUUUCUCUAAAUUUCUGGAUCUAGUAAACAAUCUCACCUGCAUGGGAGACGGCGGGUGAAAGUAAUUUCAGUGAACCUCUAAACCCAAUUCCAAUUUCUUUCACACUGUGUUCCAUUAAAUGCCCAAUUAAUUUAAACAGCAGACUGUAAAUAAAGCAAUGCACAUGAUUAUCAUUUAAUUAGCACUGGCCAGCAUCAUAAUGUGCUCAUUAGAGAAUUGUAUGGUAUCCUAAGGCUCAUAAUGAGUAAUCAGGGUUCACGUGAUUGGCAUGUAGCUAUCCGAAUGCGACUACUCAACCCAAUAAAUCCAAGUUAGGACAAAAUCUGCUGUAUAAAAAGAAACAAUACAGAGCCAGCUGGUGAAUUGGCAAUAUCCUCCUUCCUAUAAUUGAGGUAUAGCUCCUGCUCUCAAAUACAAAAUAAAUGUGAGAAUAGAAGAGCUAGAGGUAACGGAAGAGCUGGAGGUAGAAACGGAAAUGUUCACUGAGAGUGACAGAGAACAAGUGCCUGUGAUUAUUAUAAAAGAUUAUCAAAAAAGAUAAAACCUUUGUGGUUUUUGACUGGUUUCUUUCUAAUACAUCAAGUAUCAAAUCAAAGUAAGAAAUGAGCACUGUUUCAAUAACAUUUCUUGGAAGGUGAAAAUUUAAUCGUUGAAAUAUACCUCAUGAUAAUGUUCAGAAAGCAUUUUGUCUUCACAGUUUUAGGAUGUUACUGCAAAAUAAUUUGGCAGGCUGCAGGGAGGGAUGCAGCUGUGUGCAUUCAUUGUUAUGUAUGUGAUAAGUCACUAUGGCAGGUGUUGUCUCUCUUGACACCCAAUCCCACACCUUUUCCCUUUGCUUUCCUCUCUUACAGAGGCUAGAAAGCAAAAUAUUUACCUUCCUAGACUCCCUUGCAGCUAGAUGAAGGCCAGGUGACAGUCUUGUCAAUGAAAUAUAGGCACAAGGCCCUGUGUAGGCUGUUCCGUUCUAAAGUCAGGGUAAAAGCAAAUCUGAGUUUCUUCCCCCUUUCUUCUUUCCUGAAUGCACAGCAGCCAUUCUGUGAUCACUUGGACAAAAGCCACACACCACAGAUGGCAGAGCAGGAAGAUAGACUCGGUCUGAUUCCUGAACAUCCUUUGUGCAGCUACUCUAGCCUGGGUUGCCUGCCUUCAUCCAUCUUGUUACAGGAGGAAAAAAACACCUCUCACUUGUUGAAGCCACUGAAGUAGUUUUUUGUAAUUAUGUUUGUUGUUGUUGUUGUUGUUGUUAAUUAAACAUUAACACAAUCUUACUUGAUAGAUCUUUAUUAAUAAAAAUCCUGAAACAUAAGUAUAAAGAAAAUAAUGCAAUAUUAAAGUAUUAACACAUGCUUAAAUGACCUUCACGUAUGAUCAUUAUAUCCAUUAUAUCUAGAGAUAUUCCAGAAAUAUUCAGUGAAAGAAGGAAUUAGUCUUUCUUAACUAAUAUCACUGCCAUGCAAAGAUGAUAUCACUGGAUGGGUGUCCCAGCAACUCAUUCUAGUGGCUUUUCUGGAACAUUGCCCAUGCCUGCUUUCAAUGAAGGAAGCUUUUACUUCAGUACUUAGUGUUUUGUGAAUAUGCUUUCUUAUCCUCUCACAUGUUAAAAUUGAUAUUGAACUGGGAACAAUCUAGAUCCCAUUGACAGGAUAUGCCAGCGAUGGGGGAAAAAUGUGUUCAACAAGAGGAUGAAUUUGAAAAAGGAUGGAUUAGAAGAAAUGGGGAGUAAAGUUACCAGUUAAUUUAUAGCUGGAAAUAGUCACAAACAAAUUCUUCAAGCCCGCAAGCCAGCGGUAUCCCUGGAGUCCACCCAGAGCUGUUGCAAGUGAGCCCAGAAUCAAUGGGGACCUCUCCAGGGAAGAGCCUAUACUGAACUCCCCCUUGCGUCCCUGGCAGCUAAAGGCAUUUAAUAUAUUCUAGUCUGGUGGGUGGGUUAAAGAGAAAAGACAAGCACGGAAAGAAAGGGCCCUAGCUAAGCCCGAGAAGAUUUUAGAACCGUUUUGGAACUGGAUCUCUAAUUUUGUUCAUCCUCAAAAAGCUUGGCAUCAUAUAACUUGGUGUCAGAGUUGCGUUGCACUCAGGAAGCAUAUUUUAGCAGCCAUAAAAAAUUAAAAAGUAAAGUUUCUGUCUUUGAGAGAUCCAUAAUUAUGCCGCAACAAACUUACUAAAAUGCUAUUUCAAAACU